This is a messenger RNA of Fusarium keratoplasticum, 435 nucleotides long. RefSeq lists its product as uncharacterized. The coding region runs from base 1 to 435 and encodes 144 amino acids. The record is from RefSeq and is a predicted model, not a curated record. NCBI's taxonomy places the organism in Eukaryota, Fungi, Ascomycota, Sordariomycetes, Hypocreales, Nectriaceae. The transcript has a single exon.
AUGCAAUUCCUAUCUCUUCUCCUGGCAGCCCUCGCAUCGACUGCCGAGGGCAGCUCGUUCGUCCUUGGAGACUUCAUCAUCUUGAACCCCACCUUGAACAUUGAGGCGCAGCCUCGAGUCUGGUUCAACUUUGGAGAAGGCGUCACGCCUGACAGCAACAUUCUAGAACUUGGCAAAAUAACCGGAAACAGGGGAACCGGCCUACUCUGUGCCGAACAAGACUGCCCUCUGGGGUUCUCGGUUGGAGCUUGCACUGGAUGGUUGAAGAGUGCUGAUGGAGAGUCUGCAAUCAUCCACGCGAUCGGACCGGGGUUCGAUGUGGAGAAUAUGGUUUGUUUCAAGGACCAUGGUUAUAGUGCAGGGGCUAUUGCGAAAUCGGGGCGUGUCAAGAGUUUCUAUCGUUGCAGUCUUGGAUCGGAGGUGCAAUGCUCUUGA